Messenger RNA from Hydra vulgaris (swiftwater hydra), 372 nucleotides. RefSeq lists its product as uncharacterized. Lineage: Eukaryota; Metazoa; Cnidaria; Hydrozoa; Anthoathecata; Hydridae. The record is from RefSeq and is a predicted model, not a curated record.
AUGGUCGAAUCACUUCGAAAAUGGAAACACAACCUUGCUGUUCGGUAUUUUACCCUAGUCAUUGACCAGCUCUCUGUCUCCUUCAUGUUUGACAAUAACAAGAGUGGAAAUAUUAAGAAUGACAAGAUUCUGAGAUGGAGUAUAGCACUUUCUUCAUACAGCUUCAUACUUCGAUCUCCUGGGUGUAACAAUUUUGUUGCUGAUGCACUCUCUAGAUCUUGUUGCUCUAAGAAACUAUAUGAAUCUCUUUGUCACCCUGGAAUCACCAGAAUAAUGCCUGAUGGACGUGAAACCACUGUUGCUACAAGACAUCUUGCACCAAUGGCUGAUAUAAUCAGUGAUAAUGACGGAAGAUAUAAUCUCUUCACCUGA